AUGAAGCUCGCACACGCUUGCGCGCUGGCCGCCGUGCUCUGGUCCGCCCUGGGCCAUGCCUCGUCCGACGACAAGAAGGAGAAGAAGGCCAAGCCCUGCACCAUCAAGUCGCCGAGCGACCGCUUCUUCGACCUGAACCCUAUCUCCAUCCAGCCCGACACCACCAAGAAGGGCAAGGACGGCAAGUCGCAUCCCGCCGAGAGCUGGCACGCAAAGGGCUACGACUAUCCUGCCAACUUUACCCUCAACUUCUGCGCCCCCGUCGUCGAGGAGCUGGAAGAUGUCGUCGGCCUGGACAGCCACAGCAUCAAGAACGUCAGCGCCUACUACACCCACCGUGGCAAGACGUACUCGAUCGGGCAACAGAACUCGGAGAUGGUCUUUCGCGGCAGGAAGCUUAUUCUUAACUAUACCCACGGUUCCCCCUGCGGCGAGGACUCCGAUUAUUACCGGAGAGACGUGAACAAUCUCGAGCCCAGGAAACAGCACGAUGACGACGAUGGCGACAGUUGGUACACGUCGAAGAAGGACAAGAGCAACAAGCGCCGCAAAUCGACCAUCAUCUCGCUCUUGUGCGAGACGGAUGCCCUUUCGCCCCCAGAUGAGGCGACUGUGGCUUUCGUCGCGGCCAGCCCGGACGAGUGCACAUAUUUCUUUGAAGCCAGGAGCAAGGCUGCAUGUGGAGGCAUCGAGAAGGAAACACAGCAGCUGGGCCCAGGCGGCGUAUUUGGCGUCAUCGUCCUGAUCGCCUUCCUCGUAUACUUUGUCGGUGGCUGUGUGUACCAGCGUACUGUCAUGCACCAGCGGGGUUGGCGCCAGAUUCCGAACUUCUCCUUCUGGGAGAGCAUCUGGCGCUUCUUUACCGACAUCUUCUUCAUCCUCACUUCGUCCUGCGCUCGCUUCAUGCCCAGCCGUCGCGGUUAUAGCCGCGUUUCACUGAACGGCGACAGGAGCCGAGGGCGGGGCAGGGACUCGGAUGACGAGAACCGAUUGAUCGACGAGCUCGAUGAAUCGUGGAACGAUUAA
Lasiodiplodia theobromae is the source of this 1026-nucleotide messenger RNA. Its product is annotated as Mannose-6-phosphate receptor binding protein. Gene Ontology annotation, biological process: vacuolar transport. The transcript has 3 exons. The record is from RefSeq and is a predicted model, not a curated record. NCBI's taxonomy places the organism in Eukaryota, Fungi, Ascomycota, Dothideomycetes, Botryosphaeriales, Botryosphaeriaceae. Bases 1 to 1026 code for a protein of 341 amino acids.